Molecule: messenger RNA, 321 nt
Organism: Colletotrichum higginsianum IMI 349063
Lineage: Eukaryota; Fungi; Ascomycota; Sordariomycetes; Glomerellales; Glomerellaceae
Exons: 2
Coding region: 1-321 (106 amino acids)
Source: RefSeq, a predicted model, not a curated record
AUGCCGCAUCCCUUCAAGGCAUUCAUCUCCUCCUUCUUCACAUGUCCAACAAGAGUCCCGCUAAGAAAGUUCCUGCAAUACGCGCCGCGGUCGGUAGGAGAGGGAGGCCCCGGCAUCAAGAUGAUCCCCGUCCCCAUCGGAGGUAACUAUCCAAUCCGGUAUCCCAUCCCCGUCCAACCCCCCCUGGCUCUGCAACCCUCCAUGUUAGCCCGCACGAUCACCGGCGCAGCCCUGAGGCCCGCAGACCACUUUUGGACCGGGGAUGACGCGGGGAAGCAACGACGAGGUGCCAUCUUCAAGGCCGCCUCUGGUGACAGUUGA